This is a messenger RNA of Prunus dulcis (almond), 1200 nucleotides long. RefSeq names its product DNA repair protein XRCC2 homolog. The record is from RefSeq and is a predicted model, not a curated record. Gene Ontology annotation, molecular function: ATP-dependent DNA damage sensor activity; DNA binding; ATP binding. Gene Ontology annotation, cellular component: replication fork; Rad51B-Rad51C-Rad51D-XRCC2 complex. The coding region runs from base 78 to 1034 and encodes 318 amino acids. Gene Ontology annotation, biological process: double-strand break repair via homologous recombination. The transcript has 10 exons. NCBI's taxonomy places the organism in Eukaryota, Viridiplantae, Streptophyta, Magnoliopsida, Rosales, Rosaceae.
AUAGAGAAGGUGAGAAGGAACCCAAAGCAACCAUUGUGCCACUCCCGCUCCCGCUCAAAAUCUUAGCGCUGAGAACGAUGCAAAUGGCAGCCAAAGGGUGGAUCGAUGGUGACGAGAGCGCAGCUAAGAUGCUUGGUAGGGUUGCAACGGAGCGACCCUUCUUGCUUCUUCCGCCUCUUCAUCGAGUUCCUCUCCGUGUCGGCAAUGUAGUGGAGCUCGUCGGCCCCUCUGCUUCGGCAAAAACCCACAUCCUCAUUCAAGCUGCUGUGAAUUGCAUUCUCCCUAAAGAGUGGAAUGGGGUGCACUAUGGGGGCUUGGAGCGUUUGGUAAUGUUCAUUGACUUGGAUUGCCGCUUUGACAUUCUGCGCCUCUCGGAAAUCCUAAAGCACCAAAUUAUGGAGCCCAAUGGGUCAAUGUAUUACGAUGAGGAGUUGUAUGCUUUGUGCAUGAGACGCUUCUUGUACGUCCGUUGUUAUGAUAGUCUUGAAUUUCUUGCCACUCUCAAGACAUUGCACUAUCGGCUUCAAAAGGAAAAAGAAGUGCAUCAUGUUGGCAUUCAAUUGCUCAUGAUUGACAGUAUUGGCCCUUUCCAUUGGGUAGAUCGUGGCUCAACAUUCUUUCCCUUGGGGGGAAAUAAGAGGAAAUGCCUCUCUCUUCAGAGUGUGUUUGACGCUGUCGUUCAGGAUAUCAAAAAGCUUCUGCUGGUGCAUCCCAUGCUAGUGAUGGCUACAAAAGAAAUCAUAUUGGGGAAUGCAUAUGGCGGGGAUGAGGUCAAACAAAAUAAAUCUUUGCUGGAUGCCUCAGGGUUAAGAAAUUUGGCAAGUAAUACUCAACAACUUCCAUAUCGUGAGUAUAUGCCAUCUGUCUGGCAGUCCUUUGUUACACACAAGAUACUUGUGCGAGCUUCAGAUGAUCAUAUGCCUAUAAGACACUAUGAAGAACAUUCCGUCUAUUUGUCAGAAUGGUUGUUGCCUUCAAUUAGUUUUCGAGACAAGUUUACCGUAAAAGAUGCUGGUAUCGUUAUUGUCACGUGAUCUGGAGACCGGAAGGAGUGGCCCUACCUAUGCACAAAAAAAUGAAGGGGAAAAAAAGAGCAUAAACCAUAUAUUGUAUUAAAAAAGAUGAGAAUAUGAUAAGAGUAGACUAGUGUAGUAGUGUACAUAAACAGAGUUACAUUAUAUUGAUAUUUGUUUAAUUAAA